Messenger RNA from Symbiodinium sp. CCMP2456, 1109 nucleotides. The record is from the annotation of a GenBank genome assembly. NCBI's taxonomy places the organism in Eukaryota, Dinophyceae, Suessiales, Symbiodiniaceae.
GUAAGACGCCGCUUCGCUGGACCAUCAGCCCGGGGAUCAACUCGCUACUGGGUGUGCAGGCGCCCCCGGUGGUGGCGGCAGCUGCCGCGGCCGCCGACCGUGUCGGUGCGACAUUGGAGGAGUCGCUGGAACUCCAGGAUCUCGAUUCUGAGCCCUUGCAGCGGAAAUGCCGGCCAGACGACCGGGCCGACUUCCUUCAGCGGCUGCAGAGCUUCCAGCCUGCCUGGUGGUUUCAGAAGCCCGCGGGAAUCUCCCCGUUGGACUGCGCGCGCCGAGGCUGGGUCAAUACAGGCCUGGACAUGCUUCGCUGCGACUGCUGCGCAGAAGAGCUCAAGAUAGAGCGUGUCGAUGGCACCUGGCUUUGCAAUGGAAAGCCGCUGGGAUCUGAGUCCGAGGUUCCGAGUGCGGCUGCCUUUGCCGAGGUGUUGGAGCAGGGCCACAGCAGCUUCUGUCCCUGGAGGAGCUCCCAGGUCGUGCUGAACGAUCCGCUGCGUGAGUGCGACCAGGCCGUGGCCGACGACGUGGAGAAGCGUAGACUCGGUCUCCUCAAGGGCCUCCGCCACAUCCCCGUGGUUUCAGCGGAAGGGAAGGAGGUCGAUGAUGCUGCCAAGGCACUGGCGCUGGCUGGCUGGGAGUUCUACGAAUCACCCGAGGAUCAGACCGAAAUGUUUCGAUGCUACAUCUGCCUACGGACGCACUCGGUCUUCGCCUUCCUACACCGGCCGGUGGAGCCCGAGGAUGCAGGAGGGGGCGGAGAGCCUCCCGACAAGAAGCAGCGAACACGGCCGCCUCCCGAGGUGCCAUACUCGAGCGCGUGGACGCCCGAAGUCCGAGUUACAUCGCCCCAAGCGUCGCAGACUGAUGCUACGACGAAAGGUAUGUUCGAUCCCUACACCUCCCACCGCUUCUACUGCCCCUUCUACUGCCGGCCCGAGGGGCCGCUGAGCCCGGCGGCCAAGCGACUGCUGGACGCCCCGACGUCGCAAGCACCGGGCGGCGCGGCAUUGACGAGUCGCCCCAGUGGCGAGCCAAAGGUGGCAGACACGGCCGCGAGCUUGUUGAAAGCCCUGGAAGAAGUGCUUCCAUGGAAAGGGGCGGAUGGAGCCUAG